Molecule: messenger RNA, 1020 nt
Organism: Drosophila novamexicana
Lineage: Eukaryota; Metazoa; Arthropoda; Insecta; Diptera; Drosophilidae
Product: GILT-like protein 1
Exons: 5
Coding region: 319-948 (209 amino acids)
Molecular function (GO): oxidoreductase activity, acting on a sulfur group of donors, disulfide as acceptor
Source: RefSeq, a predicted model, not a curated record
UUGUGAAUGUGCGAGCAGAAUAGCUUUUAUUGGGAGUUUGGGUAAACAUACAAAAUUAAAAACCGGCUUACAUGAGUCGCAUCCAACAACGCUCGGCACUGGGUCCAAAAAUUAAGCCCAAAAAAGCGACAAAACAUUCAGUCGCUGAACUGAAAUCGAAUUGAACGGUCGCAAAAAACUGGGGCUAGACUUGGCAGCGCGGCGACUGUUCGAUUCUGAGUGAGAGUGCAUCGAAGGUCGGUUUCCAUCGAUUGGGCAUAUUCGUAUAAGUGUAUUGGAAAACUCGUUCGCCAAUAGCCAAGUGUAUUCAGGGUGAAAAUGUCUAAACUAAUCACUGCCUUUUGCAUUUUGGCCGUGCUCAUCAGCUGCAUCCUGGCUGAUGAGAGCCCGCGUGAGAAGCGUCAAGCUGCAAAGCUGCACAUAACGCUGCUGUACGAGUCGCUCUGCCCGGAUAGCAAGAACUUUAUGCGCCAACUGGGGCCCGUGCACCAAGAGCUGGAGCCAUACAUUGACAUUGAGCUGGUGCCAUUUGGAAAAUCAGCGUCCGAGCAGAGCGGCGCCCUCUUCCACUGCCAGCAUGGACCAGCCGAGUGCGAGGGCAACCGUCUGCAGAGCUGCGUCAUCAGCAGCACCCAAAAUCAGGCGGCGCAGGUGAAAUUCGUGGUUUGCCAAAUGUUUGCCUCGAAUCAUGCAAAUGCCGACAAGUGCGCCAGCCAGGCGGGCCUGUUGACGGACGUGGAGUACUGCAUGAAAACCCCGACGGGCACCAAGCUCCAGCUGGACGCGGAGCUCAUCACCAAGCGCUAUCGGCCCAGCUUUGUGCCCACCAUUGUCUACAAUCGGGUAUUCGAUCAGCAGCUGCAGGACCAGUCGCUGCGCAAUUUCCGAGCCACCGUUUGCUAUUUGUUGCGCCAACAAAUCGCGCUGCCUGCCACAGUUUGUCAAUAAAUGUGUGUGUGUUCAUACCAUGUAUAAUUGCCAGAUUUGUUGUGCAAAUAAAAAUUGUGAAGAACCAAGCAA